Nematostella vectensis (starlet sea anemone) is the source of this 3157-nucleotide messenger RNA. RefSeq lists its product as uncharacterized. The record is from RefSeq and is a predicted model, not a curated record. Bases 213 to 2816 code for a protein of 867 amino acids. NCBI's taxonomy places the organism in Eukaryota, Metazoa, Cnidaria, Anthozoa, Actiniaria, Edwardsiidae. Gene Ontology annotation, biological process: signal transduction. The transcript is spliced from 7 exons.
UGAAAAUAAGAGGUUCCGUUUCCCUAGUCGGCUUCCUACACACAACAAAACACAGAAUAAAACACUUGACUCGGCGAAUCUAGUCACCGGUAUCGCUCGUGAUAACGAUCCAUUCGAGGAUAUUAUGAUUUCUCGACGUGAUUGACGAUACGGAUGUUUUUCACAAUCGUCAUGUGAUAAAGGCUAGUCAGCGAGAGUUUGUGUAUUAAAUCAUGGCCCAAGGACUUAUAACUAAAGAUAUACUUCGGUUUAGCACCGAUAUUGGGGAGUGUGGCAUUGAACUAUGCGUAGGAGAUAUAACACAGCUACCAAAGGAAGAAAAAGUCGAUGUUUUGGUUGUGUCGGCGUUCCCAGGGGACUAUUCGCCUACGCCAAGCUCUCUGAUUGGUCAGCUACAGAUCAAAUUAGGUCUGAGUGUUAGGAAGCUAUCCACUGAUAAAGAGGAAGACCUUCGUAGACAGUACUACUGUUGGUGGUCCAAGCCUCUGACAGAUGAACUGAGCUUUGGCAGAAUCUUAUGCUUUGAAGGAGGCUUUAGGGGCUCCAGGCCGCCUGCCGUGAUUGGUGCAGUGUUUAGAUGUCUUGUACCUGUUCUCAAUAACCAGGAAGGGUCUGUUAUGAUGCCUUUGCUCACCUCUGGUGACCAGGGCUACUCCGAACAGCUUGUGCUAAGACAGGUCAUGAAUGCUGCUAUUCACUGGAUGAAGGCUGGCCUCCCAUUACGAACCCUUAAGGUUGUCAUCUUCGCCAGGAAUCCCGAAAAGGAAGAUAAGUCACACAAGCCUCUAUUUGAGCUUUUCAAAGAGUACAAAGACAAGUAUGAGGACAAGAAUAUUGAUGAAGAAAUCCAGGACCCUGCUGACUCCAAAGAUAUCUACUUGUCCCAUGCCAGUGAGGACCACAACACAGCAGUAGAAGUGCGAAAAUACCUUGAAUCAAAAGGAGACAUCAGUAUCUUUGACCAGGUCCAAGAGCUGAAUGCCAAUGAGUCAUGGCAGGAUGAGAUAUACACUGCCAUGGCCCGCUGUGCUCGUGUGGUCACCUUGCUUAGCCCUGAAUACCUUUCAUCGGUCAGCUGUAUCGAGCAGUACAACAUGGCGAUGUGCAUCAGCCGUAAGAAGCACAAAGAAGUGCUGGCUCCACUCUACAUCACUACUAUACCGACACUGCCCACCUACAUGGGCCUUAUACAGUAUAUAGACUGCAGACCCAGAGACACAGAGAAACUAGAGAAAGCAAUGUACGCGAUCAAGGAGUGGUUAUCCAGCAACAAGGUCAAGCAAGAAGUAUCUCCGCUCGAGUUGUCCCAACUCUCUGGCGACAAACACGACGUGUUUAUAUCUUACUCCCACUGUAAUGAUGCCGAGGCGAUGAAGGUGCUGCAACUUCUAAAGGAACACAACCCGUCCAUAAACGUGUUCAUUGAUACAUCCGGGCUCAAUACGGGGGCGUCAUGGCAACAGGCCCUCUACCACGCCCUUGAUAAUUCUCGUAGCGUAGUAGCCCUCCUGUCUCCUGAUUACGUCAAGUCCAAGGUGUGCAAGGAGGAAUACUCUCUCGCGCUAGCACUGCACAUGGACCCUCAAAGGGACUUCCGCCUGGUUUCCAUAGUGAUAGAGCCUGUCGAUCAGUUACCGGUUUGGUGUUGCAAGCCCCUGGCGGUGGACUGCAGCGCAGAGGAUGCAGACGGAACCAGUCACCUAUCUGUCGUUGUCAGAAGCUUAUCUGCUCCAGAAGAGGAAAUUGCAGACUUGCAGUACAGGCUCUCGCUUCUCAAGUCUAGUGACGUCACCAUCGAUGCGAUCACCACCAAGUACCGGCAAAUUCAGUUCGUGCGAAGACAGAAGCUCUUACCGGAACCAGUCCCCUACUACUCCCAGCCGAGUGAACGAUCGGGACAUGCGCACGACGUGGUCUUCGCAUCUGACGGUCACCACCAGUCAGCAGCAAUCCCCGAUAACGAGCAUGCGCAUGAGAGGGGGUGUGACGUAGCACUGAGCUACUCAGUCGAGGAUUCGCCAGCUGCGGCGACAAUGAAGCAGCUCCUCAUCGAAAGGUACCCGGAUUUAAAAAUAAGCGAACCGCUGACUGGAAGUUCCACAUCUCGGCUCGCAGCUCUGGACGAAGCUCGAGUGAUUGUUGUUCUGCUUUCAACAUGCUUUCUGACCUCCAAAGAGCUUGUCCAUGAACUGAACAUCGCUCUCUACAGACACCGCUGCAGCAAGGAACAGCUACUGUACAUCGUCCAUCUCUCUGCGCUACCGCCAACACCUACGUACGUCCACCUGAUUCCAUGUGAAUUCGCCGCCGCAGAUUAUUACUGGAAGGUACAGGCCUCGCCCAAUCAGCAGUGCGUCGGCGAAGGCAGGCGCUUCGCGGUGGACGAGGGCGUUGCUAGCUGUUUGAUUGACGCUUCUGACGUCAUAGCUUCUCGUCUGGCUGGAGAGGUCAGUGGCUAUCAAGGCGAUUACUGUCAGGUCUUGCUGAAUGGACUUGAGGUGUUGCAUACGUGGGACGAGUUAUGCGGGAGGAUGAGGGAACUGCAGGGAAUGCAGAGGUUACAGCGAGCGUUUGGCUUGGAAUUGACCGUGGAAAUGCCACUAGAGGAACGUAGAAAGGUUGUGGAGAAAGAUUUUAAAACAAAAAUGGCGACAGAUGCAAAAACUGAGAAAGCACCCGAAAGCCCCCGCGAGCUGGUCGAUAAAGAGAAACCUGUUAUUAUACGCACGAGAACUGUGUCAUUCUCGCCUGAGGUUGAGGUGGCCGAUGACGCGUAUCAUAGCAGCCACCGUAGCGCCGCCUGUUCUCUUUUUUAAACUCUCAUCAUCCGGCCAGAACCCCACGUGAUAAGUCCGCAGCCCCAAAGCCUGCAUCUAGCGAACCUCCCCGAAAACCCUCUGAAAGCGCACCCAAAAAAUACUCCACCCCAUCAACAGACACCCCACAGCAGCUUAAACCUCGCAUAUAGCAGGACGCCCACCCCCCCCCCCACCCCCCCAAAAUUCAUCCCACAGCGAACUAAACCUCGCGUAAAGCCAACCCUACUUCUCAUACCCCUCCUAAAAAAGAACGGUACCGCCAGGUCGAGGUAGUAAACAUGCUAUGCUAGCUCAUGGUAGAAUUGUUGCAAUAAAAAAAAAAGGAUGUAUAAUUAGAA